CAGGAAACCUGACAUAGAAGACUGGAGCUAUAAAGCCAGCCUUUUCAUCGACUGCAGCUCCAGUCUUCAACCUUCCUCAACUUCAGCUGUUAGGUUAAGCGCUUCACUCUGAAAUCAUGGCCAAGGACAUAACUCUGCUGUGGGGCUCCGGAUCUCCUCCCUGCUGGAGGAUAAUGAUCGCUCUGGAGGAGAAGAACCUGCAAGGAUACAACCAAAAACUGCUGUCCUUUGAGAAGGGGGAGCACAAGUCAAAGGAAGUCAUGGACAUUAACCCCAGGGGUCAGCUUCCUUCCUUCAAAUGUGGGGACAAAAUCAUCAAUGAGUCCUGCGGUGUAUGCUUCUUCUUAGAGUCCAAGUACAAGUCACAGGGAACCAAGCUGAUCCCCGACUGCGAUGCGGAACAAGCAUUGAUGUUCCAGCGUGUGUUUGAGGUUAACACAUUCGGAGACAAAAUGGGUAUGUUAGUUCGGAGAUGCAGAAUAUGUCUCAGUUUUGUUUUGCCGUGCAGUGACAUAACUGUUGAAACCACAUCAGGCGGUUUCCUGGCAGGAAAGAACUUUUCCCUGGCCGAUGUGAUUGUUUUUCCAGCCAUUGCUUAUCUCUACCGCUUUGGGCUUUCUGAAGAGCGGUACCCAAAACUGACAGAAUACUAUAAAAAUCUGAUGAACAGACCCAGCAUCAAAGCCACCUGGCCUCCUACUUGGAAGGAGACACCAGGACAGGACAUACUUAAAGACAUCUGAGAUUCAGAUGCUCUUUGGUUAACCAGCUAACGUUUCCUGUUGUGUUUUUCAUGUAUACUGCUCUAUCCUUUCAUAUUUUUUAACAUCAUUUGUUUCUGAAACUGUCUGAUUCUCAUUGUGAUGUGAACAAACAGCAAUAAAAAAAGUUUCAGUUUUGUCUGCUUUAUUAAAAUCAUAUUAUUGACCACUAAA
This is a messenger RNA of Pundamilia nyererei, 935 nucleotides long. Its product is annotated as glutathione S-transferase A-like. The transcript has 5 exons. Gene Ontology annotation, cellular component: mitochondrion. NCBI's taxonomy places the organism in Eukaryota, Metazoa, Chordata, Actinopteri, Cichliformes, Cichlidae. The coding region runs from base 117 to 743 and encodes 208 amino acids. Gene Ontology annotation, biological process: glutathione metabolic process; L-phenylalanine catabolic process. The record is from RefSeq and is a predicted model, not a curated record. Gene Ontology annotation, molecular function: glutathione transferase activity; maleylacetoacetate isomerase activity.